AUGUCACAUCUCGAAGAGGAUCAACCAGCUGCAACUCCAGAAAUGACUGAGCCUCAACUGAAACUCAGCUGUGAUACGCGGAGUAAUACUCGACUAUCUGAGGUAGGAAGACUCAGAAUCUUGAUCAAGCCUUCGAACCCUUUGGAAACAUACAAUCUCUUAUUCGCGUCAAUGAAUCCAUUAGCCAUGUCAAGACACCUUCUUGGAUGGGUUGCAUUGGCUUUGUUAGUGGUAACGAUUCCAGCUAUCCCCAAAAGUCUUCACCAGUACCUCAUCGGGAGUUUCAGUAUUCGCGUUCCGACAGCCUCGUACUGGUACUGUACCUAUAUUGGUGGGCCUUAUUUCUGUGGACCCAAAGGCCAUAGUCACUCGAGAAAGGUGGCUUCACUAUCAAACACUGUCACGUCGACUGCACGAGAUGUGAGGGACAAGGUGAAUCUGUUGAACAGUGCGAGUAUCUCAUUUUUGCGAAAGGUUUUUCAGAAGCUCGAAGUGAUCCGACUCGUACUGACUUCCAUCGCCGAUGGGGAAGAUAAAUACUUGACUACAUCAGCAUAUGACCGAUUUGGUGAUCUGGUCCAAACCAUAUCGGAAGGUUUUUCUGGCCUGCAAGCGCAGAUAGAUGAUGCCAUUCCCCUGGCCAGGAGAGGCUCGGAUUUCGCUGCGAGUGUCGGUGCUCAAUUUGCAGAGGAAAACAUGCAGCUACGAAAGUUCAAGGCUGGCAUCCCAAUUUGGAAACGUUUAAUGAACUUCGGAAGCUGGGGUAGUCAAUCGCUCAAUAGGAAUAUCGCAAUGACUUCAGCAAGCGCAUCGACAUUAAGGUCUAUUGCGACGAAGCUCGAAGACCUCCGUGCAACUCUUGUGACCUUUGAGGGCAAUGCGAAACAUUUUCGAGCUGAAAUUAUUGGCAAUCACGUGGCGUGUCGUGAGCUAGCAAUCGAAGACGAGUUUCGCGCAAUGAGCCAGGUCAUUGCUCGCUUCAACCAGCUUUCCGAGGCAGCUGCUAUCAAGUCUAAAACAACUCGCCUGAUUUUGCCUACCCCAACCCUUGAAGGUGUUCACCGAUUUACUACUUAG
Messenger RNA from Melampsora larici-populina 98AG31, 1077 nucleotides. RefSeq lists its product as uncharacterized. The coding region runs from base 1 to 1077 and encodes 358 amino acids. The transcript has 7 exons. The record is from RefSeq and is a predicted model, not a curated record. Lineage: Eukaryota; Fungi; Basidiomycota; Pucciniomycetes; Pucciniales; Melampsoraceae.